Ricinus communis (castor bean) is the source of this 1427-nucleotide messenger RNA. RefSeq lists its product as uncharacterized. Lineage: Eukaryota; Viridiplantae; Streptophyta; Magnoliopsida; Malpighiales; Euphorbiaceae. The record is from RefSeq and is a predicted model, not a curated record.
AUGGCAGGAAUUCUAUUAUUAUGUACAAGUACAGUUAGUGCCAGAGCAUUUCCAGGAUCAAUACAGAAGCUCGAAUUAAGCUCAAGUGAUGUCAGCCUCAUCCUGCUUCAAUACAUCCAAAUGGGGAUUCUCUUCCCCAACCCUGAACCAUCGCAAGUGGAAAACUUAAUACAGCACUUGAAAACCUCACUUUCUCGAACACUUGAUUUCUUCUUUCCUCUUGCAGGCCGCCUAGCAACCGCCCAACAGGACGAUACAACCAUCUGUUACUUUAUUGAUUGCAAUAAUGCUGCAGCCCAUUUUGUUCAUGCUGUAGCUGAAAGUGCCACCGUUUCUGAUAUCCUUGAACCCUUCUACGUUCCUCCGAGCGUUCACUCAUUUUUUCCUCUGAACGGGUGCAAAAACUACGAGGGUGUUUCGAAACCAUUGCUUGCAGUUCAAGUUACAGAGCUAGCCGAUCGAGUCUUUAUAGGCUUCGCUGUCAACCAUGUAGUUGCUGAUGGCACAGCGUUCUGGAAUUUCAUCAAUUCUUGGUCAGAGAUAUCUCGUGGUUCGGAUCAGAUAUCCGAACCUCCUCUCUUCGAACAUUGGUUUCGUGGUGCUGAAAGCUACUGCCCCAUCAGUUUGCCUCUCGCACUCAUCAAAACUGAUGAUGAGUCCACCCCGCCACAGUUCCGAGAGAGAAUAUUGCAUUUCGGCAAGGAAACUAUUGGGAGGCUGAGAGCAAAAGCAAAUGCAGAGGCGGGAACUGACAGGAUUUCCUCUCUCCAAUCAAUCUUGGCUCAUGUUUGGCGAUCUGUAAUUCGAAACAAACAACUCGACCCUAGUCAAGAAACAACUUUCCGCCUGCCAAUUGAAGUUAGAUCAAGAAUGCUUCAGUCAAAAUUACCGAAAGGUUAUUUUGGAAAUGCAUUUCUGAUUAGGAAAGUGAAUUCGCAAGUAAGAGAGCCACUAGAUGAGCAGCAGGGACUUGGGUACGCAGCGCUACAGAUGAACAAGGCCAUUGCAUGUUACACGGAAGACAAUAUAAGGAACGACAUAGAAUCCUGGAUAAAGAGUCCUAAUCUAGGAACUGUAAGUGAACUUUCAAAAAAUGCUUUAGGCGUAGGCAAUUCGCCUCGGUUCAAUGUUUAUGGUAAUGAUUUCGGUUGGGGAAGACCAAUUGCAGUCAGAAGUGGGCUUGGAAACAAGUUUGACGGGAAGAUAAUUGUAUUUCCAGGAGCUAAAGAAUGCAAUAUAGAUCUUCAAAUUUGCCUUAAUCCUGAUGUUAUGCAUGCUAUGGAAAACGACCCAGAGUUCCUAGCUGCAUGUUCCUAAUUAGAUGGACUCGGGAAGCUAAGAGCGUAUAGAGCAUUUCUAUAAUUUCUAAUAAAUUUAUUGAAUAUAAAAAUAAAAACAAUAAUUGAUAUUUGUACGUUUUAUAUUUU